AUGGAUUUAGGUAUUGCUAUCCUUAUUUUAGGAUCAAAUGAUGAUUUAGAGAAAGAUUCUGAAUCAACUAUAUAUGAGUUAGGGGAGUUCUUACAACCGAUAAAUAAGAGAUAAUCUCCUCUUAUCGUGCAAUAAUCCUCUUAUUUAUCAACCAAGUCAUCAAAGAAUGUAUCUAGCGUAAGUCCAAUGAAUUCCUCCGAUCUUAUGAACUAAGCUUUGAGUAUAAAUUGA
Stylonychia lemnae is the source of this 231-nucleotide messenger RNA. The record is from the annotation of a GenBank genome assembly. NCBI's taxonomy places the organism in Eukaryota, Ciliophora, Spirotrichea, Sporadotrichida, Oxytrichidae.